This is a messenger RNA of Homarus americanus (American lobster), 3556 nucleotides long. Its product is annotated as sodium-coupled monocarboxylate transporter 1-like. Gene Ontology annotation, biological process: sodium ion transport; transmembrane transport. Lineage: Eukaryota; Metazoa; Arthropoda; Malacostraca; Decapoda; Nephropidae. Gene Ontology annotation, cellular component: membrane. The record is from RefSeq and is a predicted model, not a curated record. The transcript has 16 exons. Gene Ontology annotation, molecular function: symporter activity. Bases 629 to 2344 code for a protein of 571 amino acids.
AUACUCGCGACUAACCGUCAUCUCAGUACAGCAACAGUCUAAACUCAACUGUAGAGUCUGAUCUUGUUUCUUUAUCAAGUGACGUACGCCCAAAUUAUUAAACAACAUCUUCCCUCUCCGACGAUGAUUCUUCCUGAAGAGAUUGUUCUUUCAAGCGGUAUUUUUAAAUGCUCCAACCUCUUCCUCUUCGUGUGGGAUAAGGAGGAGGAAGGACAGACUAUAUGUGUUGAUGCUAAUAACUAACGUGUAUACGAAAUCCACGAGAACUUCCACCAAAUCCUGUUAAAAUCCGCUAGAAAAUCCGCAAUCCGCAAGAGGGCUAUACCUGGGGUCCACAACCUGUAUACUGUACACUAGUCGGCCACUUAAUGGUACAAGUAAUCAGUGAUCGGCCGCAGGUGUACUGAGCCGACAUGUCAGCACUGUAUUCCACAAAAUUUUACGUUCUCACUGGGCCAGUCUCACGCAACAGUAUGGACCCUGACCACUAGCAGUUAUUGUGGCUAACCUGUGCCACCUUACCUGCAGGACACCCUUGGUCAGAAGAACUACAAGAGAACUACAGCAGAAUUACAGGAGAACUUCAGGAGAACUACAGAAGGACUACAGGAACCUACAGAAGCACACAAUGGGUGACACGGCUGCCUCCUUCAGCGUAUCUGAUUAUCUAGUGUUCACAGCCUCCCUCGCCAUCUCUUUUGGAAUAGGAGUUUACCAGUGGUGGAGGAGUCGAGGGCGAGGUACUGACGACUUUCUGAUGGGGGGCGGCAAGAUGUCACCCUUCCCUGUCGCUCUGUCUCUCCUGGCUGGCAUUGUAUCAGCUAUAUCUAUCCUAGGUAACUCUUCCGAGAUGUAUUACUACGGGUCUCAGUUAUGGAUGAAUGUGUUCGGGGUGAUGCUAGGAGCGACCCUCACUGCCCUCCUCAUCAUGCCUAUCAUAUACCCUCUUAAGCUCAUCAGUAUAUACCAGAUUCUGGAGGUGCGAUGGAAGUCACCCCUACUGAGGAAGCUGGUGACUGUGACACAGGUGGGGAACAUCUUCAUCUUCUUGGGUAUAGCCAUGUACGCACCGUCCCUGGCUAUCUCCUCCAUAACACCCAUCCCGACCAACGUGUCAAUCAUCGUGCUGGCCGUCAUCUGUUCCCUCUAUGCUUCCCUGGGUGGAGCCAAAGCCGUGGUGUACACCGACACCUUCCAGACGUUUGUAAUGUUCGCUGGAGUCAUCGUGGUCAUCAUCCAGGGCUGUGCUGAGGUCGGCGGCGGUACAAACUCCUGGAACAUUGAUGACCAACACGGACGUAUCGAAUUCUUUAACAUGGAUCCUAGUCCACUUGAGCGCCACACCUUCAUGACCACACUAAUCCUAGGCACAUACUUUGGCCUUAACACUUAUGGUUCAUCUCAAGUACAGUUCCAGCGUUGGGGAUCAGUCGGCACCUUGAGGGAGUCUUAUAUGGUGAUGGUCGCCAGCGUGGUGUGUCUGGUGGUCAUGUGGUCGCUUAUCAACUACGCCGGGUUGGUCGUCUUCUCCGUCUACGCUGACUGUGACCCUCUGACAGCUGGCUACAUUGAGAAGCCAGAUCAGAUUCUUGUGUAUUUCGUAGUAGACAAACUUGGUUACCUGCCGGGGGUACCUGGUCUGUUUGUGGCUGCCGUCUACAGUGGAGUGCUCAGUUCUGUUUCAUCAUCACUUAACGCCAUUGCUGCAAUGAUCUGGACAGACCUCCUGCAGCCCACCAAAAGGUUUGCUAAUACCAGUGAAGCGAAGGCCAAGAACAUUACCGUUGCUAUUUCCAUGGUGUCCGGUAUUGGAGCUAUGGUUAUCGGGAUUCUCGCCGGCUCAAUGGGUGGGCUGGUGCAAGUGAGUUAUGCCAUUAGUGGUGCUAUUGCUGGACCAAUCGCAGGCCUCGUCCUCACAGCCAUCUUGUGCCCCUGGGUCAAGUCUUUGAGUGCGACACUGGGUAUGUUGUGUGGUCUUCUUUUCAAUAUGUGGAUUGUUGUGGGAAACUUCCUGUAUGCUCCACCACCUACAAAGUUGCCCUUGUCAACUGAAGGUUGUCCAGACGCUAACUUUACCACCACAGCCGCUGAAGCUACAACCUUCUUACCACUGACUACUACAUCUGUUGACCCACACCAUGACUCGUCAGAUGUGUUCCCACUUUAUCUCCUCUCCUAUUGCCUCUUUGGUGCCAUAGGCUUACUCACAUCCCUGGUCAUGUCUACAGUCUUCUCUUGUUUCUUCGGUUUCACUCAGCUGUCGGAUGUCCCAGAGAAGGCAGUGAACAAAACUUGCCUUCGGUUCUUCCACUGGCUAAAACCUGAGAAACCAUAUCUACUCUGAGAAGGAAACGCCCAUGAUAUAACGAAGUGGGAAACAUCACAGUAGCAACAAGGACCCACCGUGUUUGGCGACUCACCGUGUUUGGCUACCCACCGUGUUUGGCGACCCACCGUGUUUGGCGACCCACCGUGCUUGGCGACCCACCGUGCUUGGCGACCCACCGUGUUUGGCUACCCACCGUGUUUGGCGACCCACCCUGUUUGGCUACCCACCAACAUGUAAUAGUUUGUAUCUCCACAAGUGUGGCGGACAACACAAAAUGCACAAGUAAGUAUAUGUUCUCUUCAGAGUAAGGCUUAUAAGUGCCUGUAUAGGUUUGUAAAUUUAACAUUGUAACAGAAGCUUCAGGUGUAACCAACUUAUAACUGUAAUAGAUAAAGACAUUAAGUUGUAAGGACCAUUAUUGUCAACACUCCUCGCACCACAGCUGCUGAGGUUAUACUGUAGUCUUACCUCAACUGAUCACGACACGUCCACCCCAGUAGACUGGUUGGACGUUUCACUAAUUUCUGAUAAAUCUAACACAACUAAUGAUAAUUUUAACUGCUUGUCAAGAAAUAUUGAUCUUAGACAAACAAAUGACCGUUGAAUGACAGAGAGCUGGCAGUAGAACUCUAUAUAAUUUACUACUGUUUCUAAGACUUGGAUGUUGGCAAUGACGUAGAAAAAGAGUUAAGUGAUAAAAACCUAGGAGGGUGUGUAAACCCUGACAAAAAUGACGGUAAAACAAUAGUAUAGAAGAGGAAGCUCUUAGGUACGUUGGUGGCUGUAUUGUAAGAAGGUAUUGUGUGAAAUACCCUCACUUAGGACAAAAAGUCACUGAGUGCACAUCCAUGACCAAACAUGGACAGAAGAAAUAAACAGAGGUGAACUGUAUGUUCCUUCUGACACUCUAUUAACCAUUAUGAGAGACGUAUUUAAGGCUGUACAUGGGAACAGUCUUAUGGAGGGAAAAGACUGUUUCAAAACAAUUAUGUCUGAGAUAGAGAGUUGAUGUAGUACCCCAUGAUGUCUUAUCCUUCUUUGACAAACUAUCUGUGUUCCUUAAACUGAACAGUAGUAUUAAGUUAGAUUUGCGGAAGUGAAAAUAGAAAAUUUAUGAAAAUAUCAAAAUGAUAGUUGGAAAAACAGAUUGUCUUGGGUUACAGUUGAUGUAAAUAAUAUAUGUUAUUUAUUUAUAACCUAUGUGUGUAAAUAAAAUAUAAAUUAUCA